This is a messenger RNA of Miscanthus lutarioriparius, 1377 nucleotides long. The record is from the annotation of a GenBank genome assembly. NCBI's taxonomy places the organism in Eukaryota, Viridiplantae, Streptophyta, Magnoliopsida, Poales, Poaceae.
AUGGCGAGGUCGAGGCCUAGGGUUUGGCUCGUGGCGGGCUGCGCCGCCGUCCUGCUGUGGGCCUCCGUCGCGCAGCUCGUUGCCGUCGGCCGCCUUCUCCUCCUUUUUGGCCUCGCCGGCGACGUCGAUCCCUCGCCGCCACCUUCCGCUCUUCCGCCCCCGAGAAUAUACAAGAGCAAUGGUUACCUGAAGAUAUCUUGUAAUGGUGGUCUGAAUCAGAUGCGCUCAGAGAUAUGUGACAUGGUGGCAGUUGCUCGUCUUCUAAACCUCACUAUGGUUGUCCCAGAACUUGACAAGAGAUCAUUCUGGGCUGAUCAAAGUAAUUUUGGAGACAUAUUUGACGUGAGGCAUUUCAUCGACUCAUUGAGAGAUGAGGUGCACAUCAUUAAACAGCUUCCAGAGAAGCUUGGUCCAGGAGAUUCAGACAUUAUUAUACUUGAAAUGCCACCCGUGAGCUGGUCAGAUGAAAAAUAUUACUUGCAUCAGAUCUUACCACUGUUCAGCAAAUACAGUGUCAUCCAUUUUAACAAAACAGAUGCUCGCUUAGCCAAUAAUGGUAUCAGUACAGAGCUUCAACUGCUUAGAUGCCGUGUUAAUUUUCAUGCACUGAAAUUCACACCUCAAAUUGAGGGACUAGGGAAUAAACUGGUACAUAAACUGCGAGCCAAGGGAUCAUUUGUAGCCUUGCAUUUACGCUAUGAGAUGGAUAUGCUUGCGUUUUCUGGUUGCAACCACGGCCUUUCACCUGAAGAAGCUGAGGAGCUCAAAAAAAUGAGAUAUGCUUAUCCAUGGUGGAGAGAUAAAGAAAUUGAUUCCCAAGCCAAGAGGUCGCAAGGACUAUGCCCACUUACUCCUGAGGAGGCAUCACUUGUUUUGAAAGCUCUAGGGUUUCAAAAGGAUGCUCUUAUAUACAUCGCAGCUGGUGAAAUUUAUGGGGGUGAUAGGAGACUAGAACCACUACGGGCUGCUUUUCCAAACCUUGUACGAAAGGAGAUGCUGCUAGACUCUGAAGUUCUGCGUCAAUUCCAAAAUCACUCUUCCCAGAUGGCUGCACUUGAUUUCAUCGUAUCCACAGCUAGUGAUGUUUUCAUUCCCACUUUCGAUGGUAACAUGGCAAAGCUUGUUGAGGGUCACCGAAGGUUCCUGGGUUUCCGGAGAAGUGUGGUGCUAGACCGACGGAAAUUAGUUGAACUUCUAGACCUGUACACCAACAAGACAAUCUCUUGGGACAAUUUUGCAUCUUCUGUUCGGGAAGCUCAUAAGAACCGUGUAGCUCAACCAUCGUGCAGGCGAAAACUUGAAAACAGACCAAAAGAAGAGGAUUACUUCUAUGCUAACCCCCACGAAUGCCUAGCCAAUUCAACCUUGUGCAGCUAA